CACACACACACACACACACAAUAGUAUCAAUUUUCCCUCCAAAAUCUUCCUCUGUUCCCCCCUCAAUGCUCACUCCACUUUUCUAACCCUAACCCUCCACCACCAAUCUCUCUUCUUCUCCUGUAGUCAAGAAAGCAUUUUUUUUAAUUAAUUCCUUUUUGCUCUAGUUUGAUCAGAUGAAUUAAAAUGGGUUCUCUUGGAGACGAUGACGAUGGUGAAAUUAAAGCAGGGAGAGAAGACCCAAAUGCCAAUUUCGCCCCUUCUUAUACCCAACCCUUUGAUUCUCAAUUUUUGCCCUCUCCAUUGCCUGGUGAAAAAGGUGAGGAUGCCAAUGAGCUGCAAUUUUUACAAAGUACUAUGCUUUUUGAGGAUACUGUUAGAGUUGAAGAUGCAUUUGAGACCCAAGUAGUGGAUCUUGGUGGUGAAACACAAGCGUUGGAUGACCUCGAUUGGUUUCAGAACGUGGACACCCAAUUGAUAGACGAGAUCAUUGAUAGUGAUGGUGAAGGAACAGAUAGAACUGAAGUUUUGGAUGAUGGUAAUGAGCUCUCUGAUGAUGAAUCUGGAAGAAGAGGCAAAUGUGAAUCAUUGGAUGGGGAGAAGAUUCAAGACACCUCUCUUUCCAAACGUGGUGAGAAGGGAUUGGUGGAGCAGUCUGAUGCUUUGACCGAUGAACAGCAUUUAUCAGGAUCUGCCCUGAAGUAUACUUCAGUUCGUGUAGAGUCCUUGCGGGUCUCUGGUAUAGCAGCUCGCGGUAGUGCUUCAAAUGGAACCAACAACAGUGACUCAUGUUCUCUUGUGACUGAUGGUCAGAUUUCAGAACAAUUUACUGUUAACACUAAUGGGUCAAAAACAAAAAUUCCAGAGGAAGUUGUUUGGAGGCAUGAUAUGGGGAGAUCUGAUGAUGAAGUGAAGGAAUUUAGUAAUGGAAGCAGGUGUAAUAUUGGUUGUUCUGCAAUGAGAAAACUCUUCGCUGAGAAUUCCUUUAUUGAAACCAAAGGACAUUUUGUAGGAGGAAAAGAAGUUCCCAUUUGUGAUGAUGGGGUGGCAGGGUUAAGCUAUAUUGACUCCCAAGAACCAGGAGAUUUGUCACAAGCCGAUGCGCUUUUAUGUGUGCAAAAGUUAAUUGAAGAGAGCAAGGUAUUGUUUGAUGAAGUUGACCUGGGGAAAAUUGACAGGAGAAAGUCAAGUCACAUUUCAGCUGCGAAGGGGGUACAAAGUUUGGCCAAGAAAACCACUGAUGGAGGCACCAAGGGAAAAAGCAGGAUUUUUGACUGGGAUGAUGGACUCGAGGACGAGGGAGGAGGGGAUAUUUUCCGCCGAAGAAAGGAAAUGUUUUUUGGUACUGCAAACCUUGGGAAGAGAUCCUUUAUGAAACCCUCAAAAUCCAAAGGAAAUCAGUUGGGUGUAUGCAGGGACAACGAGGGAAAAUCAAAUGUCCAGAAUGUAAUAGAGGUUCACUCUGAGUCAAAAAUAGAUUUGUGUGGUCUAAGAGCUAAUAAGAAGAUGAUGCAAGAAACUGAAACGAAUGUUAGUAGGAAUCUUUUUAAUAAGUUUGAUGAACAACCUGAAGCGGAUACAUCAGCAGGACAGUUGGAAGCUCUUACUAGGAAGGAGGUUCCAGAAAUGCUAGAUAUAGGUUUGGACACUCAAAUGGCUGCUGAAGCUAUGGAAGCCUUAUUCCAUGGGGAGGGCAUUGCUUAUGAUGCUACUAAUGAUGGCCAGCAGAUUCCAGCAGUUAAUUCCAAGGAUCUUAUGGAAGGAUCACUGAGAAGUAAGGCUAAGAAGAGCAUCCAUUCAAAGCAACAUUCUCUUAGCAACAAUGAGGAUAUUGGAGUUACCACACAUCAAUCAAAGAAAACAUUGAAGAUUAGUGCUAAACUAGUUAAACAAUCUUUAACUCCAUCACAAAAAUGUCCUGAAAAUGUCAGAAAGCAGUGUGAUAUGGAUGUAGUAAUGACUAGAAGUAAGAGGGCCAGGUCAGAUGCUGGACUUGAUGAGCUGGAUAGAUGUAAUGGAACUGCUUCAAGGGGUCAUCGCUCAGUUAAGAAACAAGAUUUACCAGUGGAGCUUGCUACUUCAACACCAGUCGCUCACCGGACCAGGCAGUCAUUGGCAGUUUCUAAAUUGAAAAGUGCUGAGAAUGUGUCCAUUGAUAAUAGAGAAAAACCCAACAGCCAGGUUGAGUUGGGUGGUUGUGAGUGGCAUAAAGCUGGUGUGGUAGAUGUUGAGGCAUCUGAAGUGUUGAAUGCUAAAGGGAACUCAUCAGGACUGGGUUCUAGUCAACCCGGAGAACCUAAAACUUCCAAAUCAAGAUUGCUAGCUACAGACAAUUAUAUCAGUUUUCCCAGAAGAAAAAGAUCUCGUCAAAACUUGUCAGGUCAGCUUGAUGAGCCCCAUAACUUACAUGCUCAAUCCAAACCAUCUUGUCAGACAGGAAUUAGCACUGAUUUAAACAUGAAGAAGAAAACCAGAUCAUCCAUAUCUGUUUGCCCAGAUAUGUCACCUCAACAUGUUCAUAAAUCAGGCAUAGAUGGCACUACUUAUAAUUAUAAUUCUGUUGAUAUGAAUGGGAAGAUGUCUAACAAUCUAAUGGGAGUGGGUGCUUCAGUAAAUUCCUCUCACAGAAGAAGUAAUGCAGAUUCCUCACCAUCAGCUGCAAAUGAAGUGAAUGUGCCAAGUUCAGAUAAUUUGUCAAGGGAGAAAACAAAAUCUUACGAAUCAGCAUGUGCUUCUCCUGGUAUCUGUAUGACGCCUGUGAAUGCUGCAUCACCUGUUUGUAUGGGCAGUGAAUAUAAACAAUCAUGCAGGAAGAACCUGUCAAGAGCAUGCCUUGUGAAAGAAAUGAGUAGUCUAUGUGCUGCAUGGACAGGACCUAUUUCUGAACCAAAAGAUACAAGGAAGAGAAGAGAUUUGUCUGAUGUUCGAGUCCUUUUCAGCCAUCACCUGGAUGAGGACAUAAUUAAGCAGCAGCGAAAGAUAGUAGAUCGACUUAAAGUUUCAAUAGCUUCCUCCAUUACAGAUGCAACACACUUUGUUACUGAUAAAUUUGUGCGGACAAGGAAUAUGUUGGAAGCUAUUGCUUCUGGAAAACCAGUGGUCACACAUUUAUGGCUUGAGAAUGUUGGACAAGCUAACUAUUACAUUGACGAGCAAAAGUACAUAGUAAGAGACUCAAAAAAGGAAAAGGAGUUCGGCUUUAACUUGGCAGUUUCAUUGGCGCAUGCGCGCCAGCAUCCGCUUUUACAAGGUCGAAGAGUUUUGAUCACUCCUAAGACAAAGCCGGGCAAAGAAAUAAUUUCCAGUUUGGUCAAAGCAGUUCGUGGCCAGGCAGUGGAGAGAGUUGGCAGAUCCACUCUAAAGGAUGAUGUAGUCCCAGAUGAUCUGUUAAUUUUGUCUUGCGAAGAAGAUUAUGAAGUCUGCGUACCUUUCCUUGAAAAAGGGGCUGCUGUCUACAGUUCAGAGCUGCUGCUGAAUGGAAUUGUUACUCAGAAGCUGGAAUAUGAAAGGCACCGGCUCUUCGCAGACACUGUCAAGAGAACUCGUUCUACGGUAUGGAUGAAAAAAGAUGGCCACAAUUUCGUUCCCGUGACAAAGCGUAGAUAGUUUUUCUUGUUCCUGGCACCUUUGUACGUUUUUGCAUAAUGCAUGUAGUGAAUAUGUUAGGCUUUCUUCCCUGUAGAAAUAUUUUGACGGUGCUCCAGCAGCACGAGAAUGUAAAAUUUAUUCUGUAACUCACAAUCUUUGUUUUAGAUACUUGAUAGAGCUAGUCAUAUUUAUUCAAGGAACAUAAGAUCUGUAGGAACGAUUAUGGGGCCUUCGCUCGUUCUUUAAUGGCAGAGAUGUUUACUCUUUUGAUUUGA
Molecule: messenger RNA, 3863 nt
Organism: Populus nigra (black poplar)
Lineage: Eukaryota; Viridiplantae; Streptophyta; Magnoliopsida; Malpighiales; Salicaceae
Exons: 9
Coding region: 187-3606 (1139 amino acids)
Source: RefSeq, a predicted model, not a curated record